AUGGAGACCUCAUCCAAUCCUAUACAGGUUGUGAUAGGGACUGAUGUCAAAUAUGGGCACUUUCUCUUGUCGACAAAAUCAAAUUUACGUAGAGAUUUUGAGGAGGAGGCAGUUGGGCAACUUAAAUUCAAAGAUUCGAGUAAAAGGGUACCUAACUCGUUUAAGCCAUAUAAUGUUGCAAAUUUGUGGGAGGGUGAUGAUCCCGUAGAGGAUUACGUCGAGGAGUUAAUGAUUGACCUUGUGUAUUGGAUGAUUCUUACUCGCUUGAAUUUACACGAGCUUCCUAGGCAACGAACACCAAUAUUAUUUAAGGCAUCAUUAGUGGCACAUACAAUCGAUGAAGAAUUAUCGGUUAUAACUUGA
Molecule: messenger RNA, 363 nt
Organism: Dovyalis caffra
Lineage: Eukaryota; Viridiplantae; Streptophyta; Magnoliopsida; Malpighiales; Salicaceae
Source: the annotation of a GenBank genome assembly